Messenger RNA from Aspergillus uvarum CBS 121591, 1300 nucleotides. Its product is annotated as DUF803-domain-containing protein. The transcript has a single exon. Gene Ontology annotation, biological process: magnesium ion transport. The record is from RefSeq and is a predicted model, not a curated record. Lineage: Eukaryota; Fungi; Ascomycota; Eurotiomycetes; Eurotiales; Aspergillaceae. The coding region runs from base 208 to 1218 and encodes 336 amino acids. Gene Ontology annotation, molecular function: magnesium ion transmembrane transporter activity. Gene Ontology annotation, cellular component: membrane.
CUGGCCUGGCGUUACCAAGCUAUUGCAAUUCCCUUCCAAACCACCAGACAGCAGAAAGCUGUUGUGAGUCUGCACAUCUAAGGAUUUGAGGAUCCUCGGCGAAGCCAGCAAUCGGGACAUCCGAUUUGUCUUAUCUCCCCUCAAACUCUCUUCUUCGACAUUCCCGCUCACCCUUUCCGGCUCCCUUACGCCGCCCACUCGUUGCAUAUGGAUCAUAUGCGGGAGGCGCCCCUGGCAGCAGGUCUGCUCACCACACUCCUGUCCUCCGCCAUUCCAACGCCCACCGUGUUAGCCCAACAUUCACCUUCGUCAUCCCCACUUCUACCUUCUCCGACUGCGAACCCCGUAUACGAUGGCGGCAAUGGCGAUGGAGAAUCGGGUGGCAUGCACGAAUGGUCCUCCCUGAUUGGGAUUGUGACUGCGCUGGUUGGCAACGUGCUCAUUUCCCUGGCGCUCAAUAUCCAACGCUACGCGCACAUCCGGAUCGAUCGGGAAUGGGAGCAGGAAAAGCUACAAAAAGAGAUCGACUGGAAACGCACCCACCAGGGCCAUGACCACGAUCUGGGUGAUGGUGAAUCCGGUCGAGGUCGGAGCCGUGCUGCUCUCCACGGCCGUUACCGUGACGAAUCCCCUGACUUUGUGCCCGAGGACGCGCCGAACCGCUCCGAGCGGAGCCGGCGGUAUCGUGACGACGAGAAUGACGACGCGCAUGAUUACAUGGGGGAUUCAAUGCAGUCCGAUAAUACUGUCCGGCCGGAGAACGAGGGCGACCGCCGGAGUGGCCGCAAAUCCUACCUGCGCUCGCCUUACUGGUGGGUCGGAAUCGUGCUCAUGUCUGUGGGCGAGGUGGGAAACUUCAUGGCCUACGGGUUCGCCCCAGCGUCUAUCGUGUCUCCGCUGGGUGUGGUCGCGCUGAUCUCGAACUGUGUCAUUGCGCCCUUCAUGCUCAAGGAGAAAUUCCGGCAACGUGAUGCUUGGGGUGUUCUCAUCUCUAUCGCGGGCGCCGUGGUGGUUGUGAUUAGUGCCCCGUCCUCGGAGGAGAAAAUCGGGCCUCACGAUAUCUGGGUCAUGAUAACGCGCUGGGGGUUUGAGCUCUACUUGGGUCUCACGGCUGCAUUGAUUGUCGGGCUGAUGUGGGCUAGUCGUAAGUAUGGGCCGAAGACGAUCUUGAUCGACGUGGGGCUCGUUGCAUUAUACGGUAUGUUCACUAUUGUUUGAUUGUCAUACUGUUCUUACACAUGAUUCUGAUAUUUUACAUUCAGGUGGAUAUACUGCGUUGUCGACCAAAGGUGUCUCUUCU